This is a messenger RNA of Pipistrellus kuhlii (Kuhl's pipistrelle), 2275 nucleotides long. It is a transcript of the gene CSDC2, whose product is annotated as cold shock domain containing C2. The transcript is spliced from 4 exons. Gene Ontology annotation, cellular component: cytoplasm. Bases 250 to 711 code for a protein of 153 amino acids. NCBI's taxonomy places the organism in Eukaryota, Metazoa, Chordata, Mammalia, Chiroptera, Vespertilionidae. The record is from RefSeq and is a predicted model, not a curated record. Gene Ontology annotation, molecular function: mRNA 3'-UTR binding. Gene Ontology annotation, biological process: regulation of mRNA stability.
CGCUCUCUCUCUCUCACACACACGCACACACACGCACACACACGCACACACACGCACACACAGCACAUCCUUCAGCCCCGGCCCCGCGCCAGCUCCGGGCGGAGGCGGAGUGCCCGGCCCCAGCGCCCGGAGAGACGAGGCCUGUGGCUGCCGAGGCCGCUGAGCAGGGCCAGGCCGGGCCCUGCCCACCAGGACGCCCAGGCCCCUCACCGGCCCCGGGAGCCCGCCAGCUCUCCUGCCGGCCCCGCCAUGACCUCGGAGCCCACGUCGGCCCCGGUCGUGCCCCCGCUCGACUCGCCCAAGUCCCCCGUCUGGCCCACCUUCCCCUUCCACCGGGAGGGCAGCCGGGUCUGGGAGCGGGGCGGCGUGGCCACCCGGGACCUGCCCAGCCCCCUGCCCACCAAGCGGACCAGGACGUAUUCGGCGACAGCCCGCGCCUCGGCCGGCCCCGUGUUCAAGGGCGUCUGCAAGCAGUUCUCCCGCUCACAGGGCCACGGCUUCAUCACCCCCGAGAACGGCUCCGAGGACAUCUUCGUGCACGUGUCUGACAUCGAGGGGGACUACGUCCCCGUGGAGGGCGACGAGGUGACCUACAAGAUGUGCCCCAUCCCCCCCAAGAACCAGAAGUUCCAGGCCGUGGAGGUGGUGCUCACCCAGCUGGCCCCGCACACGCCCCACGAGACGUGGUCCGGGCAGGUCGUGGGCUCCUAGGCUGGGCGGGCGCCCCCCGGGGGGACAGGCGGGCAGGCUCCUCGCCCCACGGCACUGGCCGGCCCGGUCCCCCAGGCAGCCUCAGUGCGCACGUCUGUCUGUCUGUUUUGCCCGUGUGCUUCCAUCCAGCCCCGUGACCUGUGACUGUUGUGUGAGCUGGACUGAGGGGGAGGCCACCGACCCGCCCUCUCUGCUUGUCCACUCUCCUUCCUCCCCUCCCUGCCAGGUGGGCACAGGCCCUCUCGCCCCUGCCCACCUGUCCUGUGGCCACUGCACCUCCAGAGCCUGCAUCAGGCCUGGGCUGGGCGGCGGGGGCACCCGGGGCUGCAGGGACAAGCUCCCCCGCAGCCUGGGCCUCUGGCCCUGCCCGGCCGGACUCUGCCUGUUUCUCAGCCCACCCUGGGCCCAGGCUCCAGUGCUGGCCCGCCCCACCCUCAGAAGCCAGGCCCUGAGCACUUCGGGGCCUCCAGCCUCCGGCAGGAGUGGUGACAGGUGGAAGCCAGCAGGCCCUCCUCGGGGGCUGGGCCAGGCCGCCUGCCUCCUCCAGCUCUCACCGCUCUCAGCACACUGGCGGUGGGAAAGGGCCUGAGGGCAGGAGGCAGCUUGGGGCUCCUUUUGCUGGCCAGUCCCUCCUCCUCAGCCUGGCAGUGGCUCUGUGAACCCCAGCCUGAGGUCCCAUCUUCUCUCCUGGCCACGUGGAAUCCUGCUGCCUCCAUUUCCCCAGGAGGUGCGGGUCUGCGGAGAGGGGGGUGGGACACCCCCCCAGCUUAGGUCUAGGACUCCCCUCUCCCUGACUCACAAGCCCCACGGACGCCCUGCCCGAGCCCAGCACAGUGGCUGGUGGGUGGACACGGCCCCUCAGGCAGGGCCAGACGGGCACCCACAGGAGCAGCCUCAACCUGGGAGGCCGCCAGCCCUGCCACCCUCUUCCCAAAGCCGAGAGGUGGCUCCCACCGGCCCCCAAGCCAGCGGCCGAGUUGUGGUUCCUGUUGUCCGUCCCUUAAGGUGUAUGCGUGUGUGCGUGCUGUGUGCAUGUGUGUUGUAUGCGUUCACUCUUGGGUGGGGGGAUUCCCCUUCCUCGAGCUCAUCGCCUGGUGGGGGUUGAAUGGGGUAAAGGGGGGCUGCCAGGACAGGCGGAGAGCCCGUCUGCGUGUAAACGGCUCAGAUGCCCAGCGUCAGGCGUCAGUGACGGUCUGGGACCCCCAGCCCUGAGGAUCCCCCAAGGCUCCAGGGUGGAGCCUGGCAGCCCCCCAGUGGGGAACGGCCCAGCCCACACCCACUCUGAGCCGGGCCCCGGCCUCUCCGUGCGGGAACAAGGACUCCCUGGCCUCAUGGGCAGGUUUACUGCUGCAGGUUAACCCCUAGGAGCCCCAGGGCCCGUCCGGAGAGCAGAGCCCCCUCUGCAGGCACUGGCGAGGGGGCCGUGGGACGCCAGCCCUGGGGCCACCCGGGGCGGCAGAGGUCAGGGGCAUGCUGUCACUCACACCCGUGUCCAGUCACAAACCCUCCGAGGCCCCACCCCGGUCCUCCUCACACUGGCAAUAAACCCUCAACUGUGACUCAG